Tarenaya hassleriana is the source of this 5232-nucleotide messenger RNA. RefSeq lists its product as uncharacterized. Bases 1 to 5232 code for a protein of 1743 amino acids. Gene Ontology annotation, molecular function: nucleic acid binding. Gene Ontology annotation, biological process: DNA integration. Lineage: Eukaryota; Viridiplantae; Streptophyta; Magnoliopsida; Brassicales; Cleomaceae. The record is from RefSeq and is a predicted model, not a curated record. The transcript is spliced from 6 exons.
AUGGCUAACGAGUGUGCUCCCUCCCACGAAUUCGUCAGAAAUAUUGGCUUUAAAGACAACCGUACAGGUAAGGAAAGUCCAUCUGAGAUACAUGCUUUACGUGCACAGCUUGCCAAACUUAGAAUGCAGGUAGAAAACGCCCAUCAAAUCACUGAUCUGGACGCUCCACGAGACGAGUACGUGCAUGAGGAUGUCAGCUACGUCGCCAACAAUCCGUACUCGAACACAUACAACCCAGGUUGGAGGAAUCACCCAAAUUUCUCAUAUAAGAACUCCUCCAACGCUCUAAAUGCACAGCACAACAAUUUCGGUGGUUCAUCUAUCUCGGGCUCCUCUCAAGGAAAUCAAUCUCAACCCCGAAAUGCCGACCAUCAUCAGAAUCCAGUCCCUCAACACUACCGAGCUCCCCGUCAGCCUCAGCAAAACUUCGGCCUGCCUCCAUCUCAAUCACAGGCAAGUCCUGACUCUGACAUCAAAUCUAUGCUUGCACAACUUAUGCAGGGUCAAGAAGCCAUUCGCACCGAGAUGCGAGAACAUCAGCAGAAGACCGACGCCCAUCUCAAGCUAGUCGAUAACCAGAUAGCGCAACUUGCUACCUCUGUCCCUUCGCGACCUCAGGGAUCACUUCCCGGGAACCCGGAAGCAAACCCCCGAGAGUACUGUAACGUUGUAUCCUUGCGCAGUGGCAAAGAGCUCGCUAACCCUAUCAUCACAUCUACGGAAAAAGAUCAGUGCUCUAACUCUACCCCUACAUCUUUUCCUGACCCCAUAGUUGUUGAAAAAUCGACAGAGAUCUCGGGCGAUGAAGAACGCGACGUAUACAUUCCACCGCCACCACGUCCGCCUCCGGUUCCUUUCCCUCAACGACUGAGGAAAACUAAAGAAGACACCCAAUUCGCUCGAUUUGCUGACAUGGCGCGUAAGUUGGAAAUCACUAUGUCGUUCCACGAGGUUAUCACUCAGAUACCAUCCUAUGCCAAAUUCCUGAAGGACAUUCUCACAAAGAAGCGCGUCAUCGAGAAGGAAACCAUCACGCUUAAUCCCGAGUGCAACGCCAUUCUUCAGCACGAUCUGCCACCGAAAAUGUCGGAUCCAGGUAGCUUCUCGAUUCCCUGCAAAUUGGGAAAUGUUUCUAUAGAUUGUGCUCUUUGUGAUUUAGGUGCCAAUGUAAGUCUCCUACCACUCUCCAUCUACAAAAAACUCAACGUGGGAGAACUCAAACCGACUCGCAUGGCUCUUCAACUAGCUGAUCGUUCUGUCAAAUACCCUCUGGGUAUUCUCGAGGACGUUCCGCUGAAAGUAGGCGAUUACUACGUACCGGUCGAUUUCGUUGUGCUUGACAUGGACGAAGACGCAAAAAUCCCGAUUAUUCUAGGGUGGCCAUUCUUAAACACUGCAGAUGCCAUUUUCCACGUUUGUACCGGCCAACUGACACUCAAGAUCGGCGACGAAACGGUGGAAUUCACGCUCGACCAGAAUUUCAAGCAACCAUCUACAGUGGACUCUAUAUGUUACAUCGACUUGAUGGAUGCUUUAGCCGAUGAGGUACUCUUUGAAUUUCGUGAUUUCGAUGCUCUCUCUAUUGCUCUUCUUUCUAAACAGGGUUGCAGUACCUUCACAGAGCCUCAGAUUCACGCAUACACAUCAUUCCUGGACAGUUUAGACGAAAUGCCAUGCAACACAGCCGUGUCUCAUACAAACACGGACCGUGUCGAUAUUCUGCCGAAAAACAUCGAACGAGACACGCCCGUGUUUGCCAACAGCUCAGUCCAUGUUUCAUGCAACACGGACCGUGUCAAAUGCCUGAGCAAUUUUGCGAAACAAGACACGCCCGUGCAUCAUUCUGGGCUAGCUCAUGCACAACUCGACACGGCCGUGUCGAGUGUGAACUCGAACCAUGUCGAGUCUCAGAUUCAUCUCCAGUCUGUUCCUUUGUUCGAACCGUUGCCCGUCUUCGCCGCCAAAUCAACCUCCAUGCAUCAUCUACCUGACUGGGACCCUGCAAUAGCUCCGAAACUUGAACUAAAACCCUUGCCCAUUGGACUCAGGUAUGCAUUUCUCGGUCUCGAUUCCACUUAUCCUGUUAUUGUCAAUGCUGCCUUGGAUGAUCUACAGCUCGAGCGUCUCCUCACCAUAUUGCGAGAGUACCGGAAGGCUAUCGGAUACACUCUAGAUGAUAUCAAAGGUCUCAACCCUUCAUUAUGCAUGCAUCGAAUUCAUCUGGAGGACAAUUCCAAAUCAUCCAUCGAACAUCAACGCCGACUCAAUCCAUCGAUGAAAGAAGUCGUCAAGAAAGAGGUACUAAAACUUCUGGAUGCAGGUAUCAUUUACCCUAUAUCCAACAGUCCUUGGGUAAGUCCGGUUCAAGCCGUCCCAAAGAAAGGCGGUAUGACGGUGAUCAAAAACGACAAAAAUGAGCUGAUUCCGACAAGAACAGUAACAGGCAUCGAGGUUGACAGAGCUAAAAUCGAGGUGAUCGAGAAAUUACCGCCCCCGCACAAUAUUAAGGCCAUCCGCAGUUUCCUUGGUCAUGCCGGUUUCUAUCGUCGUUUCAUCAAGGACUUCUCCAAAAUCACCAAACCUCUUACCGAUCUCCUCUGUAAGGAUGUACCUUUCAUUUUCACUAAUGAUUGCCUUGCAGCUUUUGAGACGCUCAAAAAGGCGUUGAUUUCCCCGCCCAUCAUUCAACCACCAGAUUGGGAUCUGCCUUUCGAAAUUAUGUGUGAUGCCAGCGAUUAUGCAGUAGGAGCCGUGCUUGGACAACGACAGAAUAAAGUACUUCACGCGAUCUACUAUGCCAGCAGAACUUUGGAUGAUGCCCAGGUAAACUACACUACAACUGAGAAAGAACUGCUUGCUGUUGUCUUUGCAUUUGAAAAACUCAGGUCAUACCUUGUCGGCUCCAAAGUCAUAGUCUACACCGAUCACGCCGCUCUGCGACAUUUGCUCUCCAAGAAGGACGCUAAACCACGCCUCAUCCGUUGGAUAUUACUUCUUCAAGAGUUCGACCUUGAGAUCCGGGACAAGAAAGGAGCCGAGAAUGGAGUAGCUGAUCAUUUGUCUCGCCUUGAACUUCCAGAGCAACUUUCCAUUGACGACAAUCUUCGCGAUGAGCAUGUCUUUGCCAUCUCUACUCUUCCAGAAGCUCCGUGGUAUGCUGAUUACGUCAAUUACCUGGUAAGUGAAAUUCUUCCACCAGAUCUGAGUUACAAUGCCAGGAAGAAAUUUCUCCACGACGUCAAGGACUAUUUCUGGGAUGAUCAUUUCCUCUUCAAGAGAGGUACUGACGGUCUAUUCCGCCGCUGCAUCCCUGAAGGUGAGAUCUUCAGUGUUAUUUCCCAUUGUCAUUCUUCUGACUACGCAGGUCACUUCGCGACGUCAAAAACCGCGACAAAAAUUCUUCAGGUUGGUUUCUAUUGGCCCGCGCUCUUCAAAGAUGUCCACAGGUUUGUUUCUUCAUGUGACGCUUGCCAGCGUACGGGUAAUAUAUCCCGUCGUCAUGAAAUGCCCCAACAAUAUAUUCUUGAGGUAGAACCAUUCGAUGUCUGGAACAUAGAUUUUAUGGGACCUUUCCCCUCUUCUUGCGGAAAUGUGUACAUUAUGGUUACAGUUGACUACGUGACCAAAUGGGUGGAAGUCCUGGCAAGUCCCACGAACGACAACAAAACUGUGGUGCGUAUGCUCAAACGCACGAUCUUCCCACGAUUCGGUGUUCCCCGUGUCAUCAUCAGCGAUGGGGGAUCACACUUCAUCAACCGCACGAUCAAGGCCCUCCUGCUCAAAUACGGUGUCAAACACAAGAUUACAACGCCUUAUCACCCUCAGACCAGUGGAAUGGUGGAAGUUUCAAACCGGGAGAUCAAGUCCAUACUCGAGAAGACGGUAUCCAAAUUCCGAAAAGAUUGGGCUCUCAAACUCGAUGACGCCGUCUGGGCUUAUCGCACGACAUUCAAAACCCCCAUCGGGAUGACACCGUUCCAACUCGUCUAUGGCAAGGCAUGCCAUCUCCCCGUAGAAUUAGAGCACAAAGCUUACUGGACCAUUAAGCACUUGAACUAUGACAUCAAAUCUGCGGCCGAGAAACGGGUUCUCUCGUUCCAUCAUCUUGAGGAAAUACGCCUUGAUGCGUAUGAAAACGCUAAAAUCUACAAAGAGCGGACGAAGAAAUGGCACGACAAGCACAUCCUCCAGCGUCACUUCCAGGUAAACGAUCUUGUCCUUUUGUUUAACUCACGAUUGCGACUUUUUCCAGGGAAGUUGAAAUCCCGGUGGUCUGGCCCAUUCAAGAUCAAAUCUGUAUCAUCAAGCGGUGCCAUCGAACUAUGGGAUCAUUCUGGAAGCUCAUUCAAAGCUAACGCACAAUGUCUGAAGCUCUACAACUCUGCUUUUCCAUCGGACACGAGAGGAGCCAUCGCCCUCUCUGAUCCCGUCUCACGGGUCACCGAACUAUUCAUCUUUCAUUUUUGGUCGGAAUUCAGCACGGCCCGUGUUGCGUGUAACUCGACCGUGUUCACUAUUGUUCGAUUCGGUGUUCCCCGUGUCAUCAUCAGCGAUGGGGGAUCACACCUCAUCAACCGCACGAUCAAGGCCCUCCUGCUCAAAUACGGUGUCAAACACAAGAUUACAACGCCUUAUCACCCUCAGACUAGUGGAAUGGUGGAAGUUUCAAACCGCGAGAUCAAGUCCAUACUCGAUAAGACGGCAUGCCAUCUCUCCGUAGAAUUAGAGCACAAAGCUUACUGGGUCAUUAAGCAGUUGAACUAUGACAUCAAAUCUGCGGCCGAGAAACGGGUUCUCUCGCUCCAUCAUCUUAAGGAAAUACGUCUUGAUGCGUAUGAGAACGCUAAAAUCUACAAAGAGCGGACGAAGAAAUGGCACGACAAGCACAUCCUCCAGCGUCACUUCCAGGUCUCACGGGUCACCGAACUAUUCAUCUUUCAUUUUUGGCCGGAAUUCAGCACGGCCCGUGUUGCGUGUAACUCGACCGUGUUCACUAUUGUUCGAUUCGGUGUUCCCCGUGUCAUCAUCAGCGAUGGGGGAUCACACCUCAUCAACCGCACGAUCAAGGCCCUCCUGCUCAAAUACGGUGUCAAACACAAGAUUACAACGCCUUAUCACCCUCAGACCAGUGGAAUGGUGGAAGUUUCAAACCGCGAGAUCAAGUCCAUACUCGAUAAGACGGUAUCCAAAUCCCGAAAAGAUUGGGCUCUCAAACUCGAUGACGCCGUCUAG